Molecule: messenger RNA, 762 nt
Organism: Salvia splendens (bonfire salvia)
Lineage: Eukaryota; Viridiplantae; Streptophyta; Magnoliopsida; Lamiales; Lamiaceae
Product: tetraspanin-8
Exons: 2
Coding region: 94-762 (222 amino acids)
Biological process (GO): auxin-activated signaling pathway
Cellular component (GO): membrane
Source: RefSeq, a predicted model, not a curated record
CAAUUCUCAUCACUCUCACCUCCAAACACAUCAAAUCCAAAUCAAAUCUCCAUUAAUUUUGUGAGUACAAGAAAAAAAAAAAAGGUAAACAAAAUGCGCGUGAGCAACAAUCUAGUGGGAAUUCUGAACUUGGUGACGCUGUUGCUCUCGAUUCCGAUCAUCGGCGGCGGGAUAUGGCUCUCGAAGCAGGCGAACACCGAGUGCGAGCGCUUCCUCGACAAGCCGGUGAUCGUGCUCGGGGUUUUCGUGCUGCUGGUGUCGAUCGCGGGGCUGGUGGGGUCGUGCUGCCGCGUUACGUGGCUGCUGUGGGUGUACCUGCUGGUGAUGUUUCUGCUCAUCCUUCUGCUCUUCUGCUUCACGAUCUUCGCCUUCGUCGUCACCAACAAGGGCGCCGGCCAAGCCCUCUCCGAUAAAGGAUACAAGGAGUAUCGACUUGGCGAUUACUCCAAUUGGUUGCAGAAUCGAGUCAACGACAAUUGGGGUAAGAUCCGGAGCUGUUUGGAGGAUAGCAAAAUUUGCCAGAAGCUGCUUACCGAUAACUCAACUCCUGCAGCCGAUUUCUACAAGGAGCAUCUCUCUUCGCUUCAGUCGGGAUGCUGCAAGCCAUCAAACGACUGCAACUUCCAAUACAUCAGCCCGACAAAUUGGACGAAGGGCGCAACUGCGGCAUUAGGGAAUCCGGACUGCGAGAUAUGGAGCAACGAUGCGAAUAAGCUGUGCUACGCGUGCGACUCGUGCAAGGCGGGCUGCUGGAUAACAUAA